This is a messenger RNA of Thunnus maccoyii (southern bluefin tuna), 1446 nucleotides long. Its product is annotated as carbonyl reductase [NADPH] 1-like. Gene Ontology annotation, molecular function: carbonyl reductase (NADPH) activity. NCBI's taxonomy places the organism in Eukaryota, Metazoa, Chordata, Actinopteri, Scombriformes, Scombridae. The record is from RefSeq and is a predicted model, not a curated record. Bases 1 to 936 code for a protein of 311 amino acids. The transcript has 7 exons.
AUGCUGCGCAAAACUCUCUCCAGCUUUCCUCCUCUUUUUCUCCCAUUUUGCUUUGCAGCUUCACCCGCGCAGCUUCAACCAACACCAGGAGACCAGUCUAAAACAGACAUGUCUACCAAGGUUGCCGUGGUAACGGGCAGUAACAAGGGCAUCGGUCUGGCCAUCGUCCGAGCCCUCUGCAAGCAGUUCCAAGGAGACGUUUACCUGACCGCCAGAGACGUUGGUCGUGGUCAGGAAGCUGUAAAGUCUCUGGACUCAGAGGGACUGAAGGCCAUGUUUCACCAGCUGGACAUCAACGACCUGAACAGCAUCAUCACCGCUGCUGCUUUCUUCAAAGACAAGUAUGGAGGAGUGGACGUCCUCGUCAAUAACGCCGGGAUAGCGUUCAAAGUGGCAGACACGACUCCAUUUGCGGUCCAGGCGGAGGUCACCCUCAAGACAAACUUCUUCGCCACCAGAGACAUGUUGACUCACUUCCUGCCGAUCGUUAAAGCUGGAGGUCGUGUGGUGAACGUUUCCAGCUUUGUCGGCUCCCGUACGUUGAACAAUUGCAGCCCAGCUCUCCAGCAGCGUUUCCGCAGCAAGGACAUCACAGAGGAGGAGCUGGUGGGACUGAUGCAGCGAUUCGUGGACCAGACUAAGAAAGAUGAACACAAGCAGGGCGGCUGGCCCGAGACAGCGUACGGAGUGUCCAAGACUGGACUGACGGCUCUGUCCAUGAUCCUGGCUCGCCGUCUGUCUGAGAAGAGACCAAAUGAUCAGAUCUUGCUGAAUGCCUGCUGUCCAGGCUGGGUGCGCACUGACAUGGCCGGUCCAAAAGCUACCAAGUCACCAGACGAGGGCGCUAUAACUCCGGUCUACUUGGCCCUGCUGCCGCCUGGAGCCACAGAGCCUCAUGGGAAGUUUGUCUCUGAUAAAGAAGUGCAGCCGUGGUGAACAGGACCUGAGUGUGUGUAUGAGUGUGAAUGUGUGAGUAAAAGAGUGUCAGUGCUUCCACUAAAACACUAAUUAUCUAAAAACACGUCAAAACUUCCAGACAUUAUUUUUCCUGAAAAUAAAUAUGUCCACCAUCUGAAACUUUUGAGACAAACAUCUCACAAUCUGGCAGGAAUAUUAAACCAUUUAAAAAUAAUAAAGUAACACACAUCACCUUAAUAAGCUUAACACAUGAUGACAUUAUAUUCAAGCUCAUGGCAGGACGAACAUACAACCAAAAUGAAACCAGGAAACACUGCUGUGUGUGUGUGUUUGACUGCUGGGAUAUAAUAAUAAUCAUCCAUAAACUCUUUCUAACUGGAGUUUUUGAUUCAACUCAGUUUUCACUUUGCCUUUGGUAUCAUGAACACUUAUAUAUUUUGCCUGGAAACAUUAAAAUUUGCCUUCAAUGUAUGAGACUACUGUUCUGUUUUUGUCAGAGAGAGUAAAUGUUUUGUGCGUGUCAUCAGA